CAAUUUUAAUUCUAAAUUCAAAAUUUGCAAACUAAAGUUCUUAUCAUUUUGGUGGAAUGUAAAUUUGGUACCAUCAUGACUUCAAACUGGAACAAAUCCAGAAUUGUACAAAUAACUGAAGAAAAUUUACCGAAUAAUGAAACAAGUUUUAUGGUAGGUGGAACUUUAUAUGUCAUUAAACAGCAAAAUGUUCGUACUACUAUUGAAAUGCGACGAUUUCAAUACAGUAGAUUAUUACCAAAUGGUAAUCUAAUACCUCUGAAUAUGGACAGGAAUGAAACUAGUUUCAUUGACGAUUACAUUAAUUACUGUAAAUUACAAGCAAAGCCAAAACCUACAGUCGUAACGCCUAUAAUACCAAAUUUGCCUACACAAUGCACUGGAAUUAUACAUUCUAAUCCUACCGUGUUAACUGUAAACGUUACAACUCAGACAAAUUUUACACGCGAUAUUAGCACUUCAACAGAAUGUACUGCCCAACCAAAGAUACAGUUUACAACCACUCAAAAGAACAAAACAAAAUUAAAUAGUCAUUAUCCUUGUUGUGCUGAAUAUAUUCUUCAUAAAAAGAAGAAUAAAAAAAGAAAUCAUCGAAAGAAGAAAAUGCAUUUAUCCCCAUUUUUAAUAACUGAUAGUGAUGAUAGUGAGGUGCUUGGAAAAAAUCAAACAGUCGAAUAAGUCAAAUGUUGUAAGAUUCAACAUGCUGUUAAGAUCAAAAAUCUUUUUUAGUAAAACAUUUGAUUGUGAAUUUAUGAUAAUCUAAAAUGGCGGGAUGUGAUCAAUUUUACUUUCCUCGUGCAAGGGUAUUUUCUUUACUGAAUAGCAUUGAUAAACGGCCAAUUUGGUUUUGGGGAAUACAUAAAUGGACAGAUGGAUGUGUUAAACGCAUAACGGAUAUGGAACUGCAAACUUUAGUAUUACAAAUUACAGGAAGUUGCAUUGAUAGAACAUUCAUCUGUUGUCCUCCAUGGACAAAUAGAUACCUCUUCAUUGACUUUCCUGUGAUCACAAUGCUAAUUAAGAAUUUAAAGCAAUACUUUGUUUUUGAAUGGACCAUUAUUGACGAUGAAGACAAAAUUCGUCGUUUCCGCGCCUCCAAUUUUUGUUCUGUGGCACGUGUUUCUCCAACUUUAUGUUUGGUUCCAAUGCGUUUAGUUGAUGGAUGGAAUCGAAUACGUUUUGAUCAGUCAUCAUUUGCACAGAAUGCUUACGGAACCAAUUUUCGACAAACUAUACGUUUACAAAUACACGCAAAUUGUCAAAUACGUUACUUAUAUCUAUCGAAUCGGUUUCUAGCCGAAGACGAAUUACCUCCAGAUCUCCAACUUCAUUUAAAAGAGCCAGAAAUUGAAAUCGAGAGGCAAUCACAAAUAGGUAGUAGUGAUACGGAGAUUUCCACAUCCACAUUAUGUAUGGAAAUUUAGUUUUUAAAUUUAAAAUUAUUUCAAAAUUUCUUAAGCUUGAAAUAAAAAAAAUAUAUAUUUUGUUUUUAUUCGAACAAACUUCUAUAAACUUCUACUACAGAGCAUCAGUUAAAAAUUACCAGCAAAAUAAUUUUUUCUCUAAAAUCAUUGUUAGU
Teleopsis dalmanni is the source of this 1579-nucleotide messenger RNA. RefSeq names its product cilia- and flagella-associated protein 20-like. NCBI's taxonomy places the organism in Eukaryota, Metazoa, Arthropoda, Insecta, Diptera, Diopsidae. Gene Ontology annotation, cellular component: motile cilium; ciliary basal body. The transcript has 6 exons. The coding region runs from base 76 to 678 and encodes 200 amino acids. Gene Ontology annotation, biological process: positive regulation of cell motility; regulation of cilium beat frequency involved in ciliary motility; cilium assembly. The record is from RefSeq and is a predicted model, not a curated record.